This is a messenger RNA of Anopheles coluzzii, 5062 nucleotides long. RefSeq lists its product as uncharacterized. NCBI's taxonomy places the organism in Eukaryota, Metazoa, Arthropoda, Insecta, Diptera, Culicidae. The record is from RefSeq and is a predicted model, not a curated record. The transcript is spliced from 5 exons. Bases 1001 to 2110 code for a protein of 369 amino acids.
AUGAGGAGAUCUGUGGUGUAUUAUAGUGUUGUACAAGGAAAGACCAACAUAGCUCAAAACAAGAUGCACCAUUCAAAUCUCUUAUACUCUUGAGCACCAUUUUCGAAAAUAAAGUUACUAACUAAUUUCAUAGUCAAUUAUUAUACAUUAUAUAACUACUAAUUAAUUCACUUAGCUAUAUUACAGGGAUACGCAUAUGAACUUCAAAGAUCUCCUUCACUGUAAAGAUUACGCCGAAAACAAUGGUCUCGAAACCUAAUUAAAAUGAGUUUUUAAUAUCACCUCUUAAAAGAACAAAAACAAAAACCAAACCCAUACUGGUCCUGACUCCAAUACAUCACGAUUUCUGGUUCGAGAACUGCACAUGACCUAAUGUCUUCAGGACCGGCGGUGACCCUAUGGUAGGCCAGGAACCGAUACUGAUCCCAACCCGAUCCAGGAAGUAAUACUAAUUAUAUCGGUCCUAGAACUGAUCAUGUGCCCAUACCUCCCCUGGAACCUAUCAUAAACCCGUAACGGUGCUGGAACUGUUAAUAAACACACUCCUGGAACCGAUCAUGAACCCAUACCAGCAUUGGAACCAAUCAUAGACACAUAAUGGUCCUGGAACAUAUCAUGAACCCAUUACGGUACUGGAACUUAUACUGAACCCAUCCCGGACUGGAACCUAUCAUACAGGUGUAUUCUAUUCUUAUAGUCGAGUCAUCCGAUAUGAAACUACGAGCGAGAGGUGGAACGCUCUAAAAACAAAAAAUAAUAAACUGUGCAAAAAAUAUACUCCCAACACGGCAUAGAACGCAGGCAUGCGCAGAUGAAUACAUACGGCUCAGACGCGACAAGAAACAAGUUCACCGCUCCAAGAAGCAUGCUUUGGAAGAGCAAAACAUGCGGGAACUCGAGCAAACCAGAGAGGCGUACGGACCGACACCAAAGUUUUACCAAACGAUAACAGGUCACCGAAACAACGUUGUACCUAAGGUAACCUGCUGUCGCAACAAGGAUGGAGAUCUGGUUAGUAAUUAGCCAGAGGUCCUCUGUGCGGUGGGCUCAGUACUUUGAUGAAUUACUCAACGACCAGUUUAACGAACAGCUAGAAGCGCCACUAGCAGAUAGUGUCAUGUUACUGCCACCUAGCAUAGAAGAAACACGAAAGGCUAUCCGUCGGCUGAAAAAUAACAAGGCAUCCGGAACCGACGGAAUUGCAGCUGAACUGGUCCAGAAUGGAGGUGCACGACUAGAAAACGAGAUUCAUCAAACUGUUGCUGAGGUGUGGGAUAGCAAAUCGAUGCCUUGUGAUUGGAAUCUCGGCAUCAUCUACCCCAUAUACGAGAAGGGAGAUAGGUUGGACUACAACAACUACAGGUUUAUUACGGUGUUGAAUACCGCCCAUAAAAUAUUCUCCCUGAUCCUUCAGGAUCGCCUUGUCCCGCACGUCGAAGAGAUAGUCGGAAACUAUCAAAGAGGAUUCCGAAACGGAAAAUCAACCACUGAUCAGAUCUUCACCAUGCGGCAGAUCUUGGAGAAGAUGGCUAAAUACAGAAACGACACAUACCAUCUCUUCAUUGACUUCAAAGCCGCAUAUGAUAGCAUAGCCAGGGUAAAACUGUACGAUGCUAUGAGCUCAUAUGGAAUCCCGGCCAAACUGAUAAGGCUUUUCAGAAUGACUAUGACCAACGUCACAUGUCAGGUGAAGGUGGAUGGAAAACUCUCAGGACCUUUUGCUACCACCAAAGGUCUGCGCCAUGGGGGCGGGCUUGCCUGUCUCCUAUUUAACCUGGCACUAGAGAGGGCCAUCCGUGACUUCAAGAUUGAGACUACGGGAACCAUCUUCUAUAAGUCAUCCCAGAUACUGGCAUACCAUGAUGAUAUAUACAUCAUUGGUCUGCGGCUCUCCUAUGUAGCAGAAGCCUAUCAAAAGAUCGAGCAGGUGGCAGAGAACCUCGGAUUGCAGAUAAACGAGGCACAGACUAAACUGUUGGUGGCAACAUCAGCGGGCCUACCAAUAAAUAAUCAGAAUCUACGUAGGUGUUACGUGCAGAUAUAUCAACGCCCUUUUGAGUCGUCCCACAAUUCACAUUUCACUGGUCAAGCAACGACAAUAGCAUGGUAGCUGAGUUACUGGUUGCCAACCGGUCAUUAUACAGGCUGAGGAAUCAGUUCACCUCAAAGCACCUGUCACGACGUACGAAGCUGACACUAUUUAGUACCUAUAUAGUACCGGUACUCACAUACGCCUCUGAGACAUGGACACUGUCCAAAUCUGACGUAACCAUCUUUAAUCAUAAGCCGCGUUCGAGAGCAAGAAGCUCAGAAGGAUGACGCUAUAAUGACGCUAUAAGCCGCUGUGCGGCGACCUCACUGUCGUGCAGCGUAUCCGGUGGGCUUGCCAUAUUAUACGCAAGAAAACGGACGAUCUCGCCCAUAAAGUCUUUUUAGACCGUCCACAAGAACAGAGGAGGCGUGGUAGGCCCAAAUUGAGGUAGCAAGAUAGCGUGGAGGCGUCCGCCAAUAAGGCCGGGAUAACGGACUGCCAGACGAAGGCGCGAGACCGUGAGCGGUUUAGGACACUCCUGAGACAGGCCAAGACCGCAAAGCGGUUGUAGCGCCAGAUAAGUAAGUAAGUAAGUCGAGUCAUCUCGACGUCGAGUUGAUGAAUUUUGUGUGUUCAUUUGUAAGGAAAAGUUCACUUCGUAGUUCAUUUUCUCGACUCGAGUAAAUCCGAGUUCAGAAUAGAAAAAACCUGAUCUCAUACCAAUCAUGGUACCAAUCAUGAACCCAUACCGACCCUGGAGCAUAUCUUAUCUUAAUGGUCCUGGAACCUAUCAUGAACUAAUACCAGUUCAUACCAUUCAUCAUGAACUCUUACCGGUCCUAGAAUCUAUCAUAAACCCGUACUGGUCCUGGAACCUAUCAUGAACCAAUACCGGCCCUGGAAACAAUCAUUAACCUAUAUUGACCCUGGAACUUAUACUGAACCCAUACCGGUCCACGAACCUAUCAUGAACUUAUGCCGGUUUAGAAACUGAUACUACAUCCAUACCGGAACUACUCAUGAAUCCAUAUCAGUCCUGGAACUAAAAGUAAUCCCAUAAAUGUCCUGGAAUUGAUGCUGCACUCAUACCGGUCCUGGAACCGAUCAUGAGCUCAUACUGAUCCAGAAAUAGCUAGCGAUUUCAAUUACUUUCAACAACUGUACCUUGAACUGUUCUGGAUUCGGAUUCGGAACGAGACUUAAACGUGGUUCGGGUAUGUAUCCGAUGCUAUUCCAGUCCCGUUCGACAAACUAUACCCGGUAGUAAAUGUGCAGCGUAUGAAUAAGCGUAAGAAAAUAGCCUAGGAAAUAGCGUAGGUAGCGUAGCGGUAAUUUAUUAUUAUUUAUUAGUUAAUCUUCAACGGGCCAAAAGGCCUAAGAUAGGUUACAAACAAAAAUUACAUAGCAAAAUCAAGAUUAUUAUCUCAGUUCACUGUUGCCACGGCAGUGUAGCCGGAGACGUUCUGGGUAUUCUUUGAAAUUGAGUAGUAUAUGUAUGGUGAUAAUAAUGAUAAUCAUAAUAAUGAUAAUAAUCUUUUUGCUUCGUGCUCUAAGCUUCACAAACUAUGGAUAUGCUGUGAAACGCGAAAAAUAUUUGUGAACAAUAUCCACCAAAUAAAUGUGACUAUGGCUGACAAAAUCCUAUCUCUACCUCCUCGUGGUGUCAGCCGGAAUGUGCAGUAUCAGUACUGCAUAUACCAACAGAGAGGGUCAGUGACGUUAGUGGUUACCUAACGUCACUGAGGGUGUUUGAAUGUUCACCAGACUGUAUUCGUGCCCGUUGACCGUAUCAAUCCAUCGACAGGUUGAGCCAUGCAUCUUGUCGACACAAAUUGCAUGAAUCAAAUGGCGUCUAUGACAUUCAUCAACCAAAUCAAGUAUCCCAAGCUAACAAAUUGGAAUCUAAUCUUAACCUUCAGCAAAAGUUCGAGCAGGCUGAACUGUGAACUGGAGCUCGAGGCACACCUAUCAGGCUUGAAGGUAAAUUUGUUUUCUGCACUUCAAAGUCAUAACAUACUAAACGAUGUUUAUGUUUGCUUCCCGCUCUGGCUCUUUUUUUUUUUCUUUAUCACUGUACCUCUCUCACUGUUUACCGCUCUUCCUCUUUCUCGAUCUCUAUCGAUCGCUUUCUUACUUUUUAUCUCACAUUCCCGUCAUUGACAUGACCCGCUCAACAAUAAUUCUCCAGGCUCGCCCUUGAUGCACGGUGACCCCCAUACUACGCAGGACUGACUAUCCUGCUAUGGGUUAUAUAAAAUUAAUUAUGUUUGGGGGGAAUCAUCAAAAUAAACCAUUUUAGAAGCUAAUAAGAAGUCAUUAUAAAAACGAUAAAAAAAUAGAAAAACGCAUAAAAUUCAUUGAAAAAAAAAAAACAACACAACUUAGUAUAACACCAAUGGAUCGGAAGGAUGUACACCGCAGCAGUUUGCUCGAAAUUGUAAAAUAACAGUGCUUACAAAUUCGAGGCCGCUGGUGGAAAACCUCAUCAACUAACAUCGAUCGAUCCAAUAUUUCGUUCUGCGCACAAAAUGGCUACACAGUUUUCUGCCCCUCUUGAGUAUGCGUCUCAAGCCCUGGUUUGAAAGCUGGCAACUGCCAAGAACGUAUAUUUACAUUUUAGUUUGUAGUAUUUGCGCAUAUUGAUUAGCACGCAAGCAGUUUUACAUAUUAUAGAGUGUUUUAACAUUUUAUCGUUUUAUUUCUUUACUUCAUUAUCUGAAUUAGCGGUCUUAGUUAAGAACAAGAAAAUUACUAAUUAGAUUUCUAUAUUAGUGUCACAAGGCGUACAAUUGCUGAUUCUUCAUGUUAUUCUCAAUUUGUAGCAUUAUUUUCUUAUCAAGUGUGUUUCUAGUUUUAAAAAGCUGUUAUAUGUAAGGCUUCAAAGUAUGUUUGUAGUUAACUUUAAAGUAUGUAAAGUAUGGAUGUAGUUUUUAAAAGCUGUCAAUGUGCAACUGCAUGUUAUCGACAAUAACACCAGUCCUUCAUGCACAUGGCAAUACCACCCAGCCAUUAGUUGCAUCAAAACAAUAA